Messenger RNA from Lodderomyces jiufengensis, 339 nucleotides. RefSeq lists its product as uncharacterized. The coding region runs from base 1 to 339 and encodes 112 amino acids. The transcript has a single exon. Lineage: Eukaryota; Fungi; Ascomycota; Pichiomycetes; Serinales; Debaryomycetaceae. The record is from RefSeq and is a predicted model, not a curated record.
AUGUUGAGUCAAAUUCAUGGAUUUGAUGAUAAAAAUGGAAAUUCAUUAACUAACAAAUUUAAAGCAUUAACUGAAAAAUUCAAAUUGUUAAAAAGAAAAGUUAAGAGAUCAAAAAGAUCUACUAAAGAUAAACUUCAAUUGAAACCUAUAUUGAAAAAUCCAAAAAACCCCAAUUUUAAUGAAGAAAUUGACAAUUGUAUAACAGAAGCCCAUCGUCCUUUUUAUGAAUUUAUUGGAAAAUUAUCUAGACAUCAAAUAGAAAAGGGAGAUGAAAAUAAGGAAGAGGCUAAAGAAACUUAUAGAUCUGAACAAAUCAAAAAUUAUCAUCUGAUACAGUGA